AUGUCAAAGUCCAUCGGCUUGCCUAGAAGACAGUCCAAGUACCUUACUUACAUCACCUUUUUGAGCAUUAUAGGGAUACUAUCAUAUGCAACUUUUAUAAGUCCGCACACAUACAUUGAGCAAUACUCAAAUAUCUUAAAGGCUGGUAGCUUUGCAUCGACUUCUAGCAAGAAUGACUACAAACUAGUUGGUUACCUCAAUGAUGAUCACAAUGACUUCAUGAUAGUCCAAAAGCAUUUGAACUCAGUGCUUACCAUCACAGACGACGAAACGAGCAACUUUUUGAAAUACAUGCAACAGAACCUCCUUAAGGAUUCAAGAGUAGAUGUGCACACUCUCGAAGGAUACGAUUACGAUCUGAUGAUGGAGAGACAACAUCAGUCGGUUAUCGACAAGAUGAACAUCACCGAUCUGAUCAAAUUCGAAAUGCAAGUUAAGUUUCAGCUUCGUUUCAAGCUGUUUUUUGAAGAGUUAAUUACCACCAUUCAAAAGUGCAAGCCGCUGGUUGAUAAAAUUGGUGAUGAUAAGCAUUACGACAAGGACAAGACCAAUGGCUACGAGAAUAGACUUGGGAAGAUUCCUUUAUACGGUGGCCAUACGAGAGAAAAUUACUUGGAAGAACCAGUAAGAACCGAAGAAAUGUUAUCGCUGUUUUUAAAAGUCUCCAACCAAGAAAAGGAUGCAUUGAAGAGGUCACAUAUGGAUUUCAUUUCCAAAUUGCCUCGUGAUUUUCCCCAGGACUUGUACGACUAUUCCGAGUACAAUGAUUUCAUGAAGGGUGAUGGAAUUGUCUACAUGGGUGGUGGAAAAUACAAUCAAUUAGUAUUGCUCUCGAUUAAGACAUUAAGAGAUACCGGGUCUAAAGUUCCUGUUGAAGUCAUUUUACCCAAGACUAAUGAUUAUGAUGUCAAGUUUUGUUUAGAAUUACUUCCAAGCUUGAACGGAAGGUGUAAAGUCAUGGCUGAUUAUUUACCGAAACUGUUCAUUGACCAAAUCAAAGGUUAUCAGUUAAAAAACGUUGCCUUGCUUAUUCUGUCCUUUGAAAGAAUUUUAUAUUUGGAUGCUGACAAUUUAUGUAUCAAAAACCCUGACAUUCUUUUCGUCAACAAACCAUUUGUGGACCACCAUCUUGUUAUCUGGCCAGAUUUGUGGAGAAGAUCUACUUCUCCUGUUUUCUAUGACAUAGUGGGCAUUGCAGUUGAUCCAAAAAACAAACUCAGAAACAGUUACUUCGGAAAUGAUCCUAAGGGCCAUCCAUUGGAGUCGGAGAAGUACUCCUACCAUGAUUGUGAGGGUACCAUACCUGACCCAUCUUCCGAAACUGGUCAAAUUUUGAUCAACAAAAAGGUGCAUGCCAAAACCUUAUUUUUAUCCUUAUACUAUAACUUCUAUGGUCCUGAUUAUUACUAUGCACUUUUAUCUCAGGGUGCUGCAGGAGAAGGUGACAAGGAAACAUUUAUUGCAGCCGCUCAUAAAUUGGGACUUAAGUACUACCAAGUGCAAGAGUUUACCAGAGAAUUUGGUCCUAUGCAUGCCACAUCAGGAAAACGUGAAUUUUACGGAAUGGGUCAAUACGAUCCUAUGAUCGAUUACCUUCAGUACAAUGGCAUUAGUGGGAAUGCACAAAAAGAGAAAAAGAGCUAUUUUAACGAUGCUAAGUUCGUACCAGCUAAAAAUGCAGGUGAUAAUAAGAUGGAUAAUUAUAAAUACCAUUUGUUUAAAUCAUCACAAUUGUUCUUCUUGCAUGCCAACUGGCCAAAAUUGUACCCGGACGAUUUAUUCAUUAGAAGAAAGGAAAACAGAGUUCCAUUCCUUAACGAUCUAAGAAGAAGAUUGUAUAAUCACGAUUUGGUAAAAGAAUUGAGAGGAUACGAUUUUGAAGCGGUCAUUUUCAAAAACUUACAUUGGUUGGUGUGUGAUUUGAAGAUUGAAGAAAAUGGUUUGUCUGAAUGGGGAUCGGAAGACCGUAAGAAGAUUUGUGAAGAGUUAGAAGUGGAAAACAAAUUUUUAGCAAAAGACAAUGGAUAUAUGUAG
This is a messenger RNA of Dujonia railenensis, 2034 nucleotides long. NCBI's taxonomy places the organism in Eukaryota, Fungi, Ascomycota, Pichiomycetes, Serinales, Debaryomycetaceae. The record is from the annotation of a GenBank genome assembly.